This is a messenger RNA of Sipha flava (yellow sugarcane aphid), 1363 nucleotides long. It is a transcript of the gene Pnn, whose product is annotated as pinin. The record is from RefSeq and is a predicted model, not a curated record. Gene Ontology annotation, cellular component: catalytic step 2 spliceosome. Lineage: Eukaryota; Metazoa; Arthropoda; Insecta; Hemiptera; Aphididae. The transcript has a single exon. Bases 235 to 1305 code for a protein of 356 amino acids.
AUUCAAAGAGUUUCACGAGUUUGUUUUCAUUUUGACAGACGUCUAGUCAAUUUAUGUUUUUUUCGACUUUUGAAUUGUGCAAUUAAAUAUUAGUUUCUUUUGUUUUUAUUUAAUGUUUUUGGUAUAACGACCGUGGUCUAACAGGUAAUUAAUAUUUAUUGAAAUUGUAUUGGUACGGCACGAAAAAGCAAUUCAGUUAUCUGCUUGGUUGUUAACGGGAUUGCAAGUUUAAACAUGACUACACUUUUGGAUCGUUUGCAAGAACACUUGGUAAAAAAACGCCAAGGGUUAAAUGACGUUCACGAAACGUUGAAAAAAAUUACUGGCCGUGAUGUGUUUGAUGAACAUAACCAUGGUAAAUUCAAUAAGAGAUUGCAGCAAGGAGACCAAAAACCUCAAUUUAGAGAUCAGUUAAAAAAAGACGUCAAGAGAUUACGUGACAACAAUAAGUCUUUUAGAAAUGACAGUCAAAACCGUAAGGUUUUUGUUAACAACAAUGAAACAGCGAAAAAUUUUAAAAAUGGACAUAAUUCAGCUAGGAUAUCGGCCAAAGAUCGCUUAGGGAGUAUUGUAGCAGAUGAACACCAAAAACCCAUAAAAGAAGAGUAUGAAGAAGACGAUGAUUUGGAUGAUGAUCCUGCACCAAAAAAAGCACUUCAAUCUCAGGUCAUGUUGUCAUCUAAAAUCAUGAAAUCUCGUACUGAAGUUUUAGCUGCUCAAUCAGGUGAUCAAGUAACAAAAGAACGAAAUAGACGUAUGUUUGGAUCAUUAUUAGGUACUUUACAAAAGUUUAAGAAAGAAGAAACUCAAUUAAAAGAUAAAGAAGAGAAAAAAGCUAAAAUCGAGAGGAGACUCGAAGAAGAAGCAUUGAAAGAAAAAGAAUCAUUAGUCCUGAAAAAACGAGAAUUAUUUAUGCAAAGAAAACAACAGCAAAGAGACAUAAAAAAUAUAGAAAUUAAAAUGGGGUUGGUAAGAAAUUUUGAAGUAUUUGAACGUCAAAUAAAUUGUACUAUGAAUUUUAUCAAAACGGAAUAUGAUCCUUCUGUAUUUUACUUGCCUAAAAUACAUAAUGAAAAGACUGAAAAAAAAUUGGAAAAGACACGUACAUACUUGAGCAAUAUUUUAGGAAAGAAGAGGAAUAUGGUUGAAAGUCAAAUAGACAAGUUGUUACAACCUGAUAAUGAUCAAAUGGAAUAUGAAGAUAGAGUGGAAGAAGGUGAAGUAAGAGCAGCAGACGAAGAAGAGGAUGCAGAUGUUGAUGUUUAUGAAAGGCAUCAGGAUAAUGGAACUUUUAAUUAUGAUUAAAAACAAUUUUUGUGACAAAUUUAAAUUACCUCAAUAUUUUGUAUAUUUUAUUAUAAAU